GUGCAAUUCCUUCAAUUUGGCCAUGAAGAGGAAGCGAUUCCAUAGCCUGAACACUCCGGAAAAGCUUGCCAAGAAGUUCCACAACAGGGCCGACAAGAGCGGCGUGUUGCAGAGGUUUGUGCUGAAGGCCCGCAUGUGCAGCAAGAGGCAAGCGCGCAGAUAUGCGUUCCACAUUGCUUCAUGGUUUGCGUGCGCUCCACUCUACUACAUCCCUGGAUCGAUGGAGAUGGACCUGCUUCACAAAUUUGUGCUCAAGCUGGGCGGUGGGCAGUUGCCAGGCCGUCUUCGAAAAGUUUUGCCAAAGGCACAAGCCGCGCUUGAGGGCAUGAAUCUUCGUGGCCGGAUUCAGAACGGGGCGUGGCAGAGGCUGAGGCAGAGGCUCCAGCGCUUCCACUGCUGUCGGAAUGCCUUGGCUGAGGGGCACCCAGGUUCUGAAGCAGAGGACGACGCAGAGCAGGAACAGGACAAAUCGGAGCGGCAGGGGAUGGAGAGCGAGGAAAACGAGGAUAAGAAGGAAGACAAAGUUGGUGGUGUCUGCCAUGCUGAAGCUGGUCGCAAUGACACGGCUAUAGUUGAGGUGGACUCGUGUGAAGAUCAAGCAGAAGCAGACAUUCAUGGCUACUACGGGUCCGCUGACAGAGAAGGCAGCGAGGCCUGUGUUGGCAUCCGUGAUGCAGCGCUUGCUGCAGUGGCAAAGGACGCGCAACCAUGUGGCAAAGAAGCACAGCUACAUUUCUUCAGAAAGAUAAACCUGUGGGCCAACAUGGUCAACCACGAGAAGCUGGCCUUGCUCAAGGAGCUCCAGCUCGCGAGCAAGGCGGCAGGCAGCGAAGCUGUCCUGGCAGACGCUGUCUGCGCCGUCGCGGCUGCCCUGUGUCCUCCCC
This is a messenger RNA of Symbiodinium pilosum, 884 nucleotides long. The record is from the annotation of a GenBank genome assembly. Lineage: Eukaryota; Dinophyceae; Suessiales; Symbiodiniaceae.